AUGCAGGAACGAGAGCAGUUGCUGGAGGAGUACAAAGGUCUACAGGCCAACCUGGAAGAAGCGUUGGAACUUAAGCAGAGUAACCAAACUGAUGAUGAGGUCGAUGCACUCAUUGAGGAAAUUAGAAAUGAACUGCGUGCCACUGUCACCUCUCUCAAUGCACUUGAGGUGAUUGAAGAGACUCCAGGACUGACGAAAAAAAUUGGUUCUGAUUCAACUCAGGUUAUUUGUUACGAGGAAACUGCACCAUACGAGGUGUAUUUUGAUGAAGUGGCGUGGUACAGUUGUGUUAUCACAGAGGUCAUAAAACCAGAAACUCCACUAGACCGUAUUCGUUACAAAGCGUGGAUAUUAGGUUAUAAUAUAGAAGAGGAGAUAUGUAGUGAGCAACUGCGUGUUUGGCAGCCGCAGGCUGCAGAGGGUGAAGGCGCUUUGCGCUCUGGUGUAGCAUGUCAUGCGAUUGAUCCCUCUACAGGGAAGUUCCGUCCAGCAAAGGUGGAACGCCUUACUCUGGACAACACUGUCAUUGUAGCUUUUGGCAAUGCGGUAAAGGGUACAGAUGCGUCUACAGAUGGUAAUGAUAAUAUAAAUGGUUCAAUUCAGGUUACUGUGAAAGAAGUACCUUUGUCCCAUGUACGUCUGGGUCGUUUUUACGAACAACUGCGUAAGAGGCCCUCACUUACACCAGAGGAACGUGCAAAACGACGUGCUGAAAACCUGGAGCGUAAACGAAUGCGUACACAGGCGAAACGUCAGUUGGAGGCUGAUGUGGCAGCACAGAAUGCAAACGAUUGGCAAAGACUUGUAAGUGACAUGGGAGUAGGCGGUGGUCCCAAGAAGAGAAGACGUUGA
Messenger RNA from Trypanosoma theileri, 852 nucleotides. RefSeq lists its product as uncharacterized. The transcript has a single exon. The record is from RefSeq and is a predicted model, not a curated record. Bases 1 to 852 code for a protein of 283 amino acids. NCBI's taxonomy places the organism in Eukaryota, Euglenozoa, Kinetoplastea, Trypanosomatida, Trypanosomatidae.